GUGUGUUUCUCUCUUUUUUUGAAUAUAUGCUUUAUUUGUAAUGUAUUAAUUCGUUUUUUAUGAGUUUUUUCGUGUGAAACAAGCUCAUUUUCAACACCAUAUCCUCCCGGCGAAACUCGUGUCCCAACACGUUGUCAGAAAGGGGGUGUGUGCCUAGAAAUGAACGACCAGCCAAUCAGAAGUCGGACCCGCCCACAUUAUGGCGCUUGUUUACUACUCAUACUAGACUGUGAUUGGCUGGAGAGCUUUCAGCAAAGUCCGGCUUUACGCUGCGUUUAGGGGGAUCUAGUGGGGUAGGACGAUGAAGAUUCAUGAUGGAAAGUAGUAAACAGGAGGAAGAAUGGAGGAAGAAAGCACAGGAAAGAAAGGGCCAAAACUAGACUUAUAUCGAAUAAUUUGAUCAGAAAUACAUAUUAACAUAGUUCCAAUGAUUGCUGUUUAUUGUUUUUUGAUACUUCUUCGAGAUUACCGACUUUGUUAAACGUUGCAGGGCGGCAUGCGUUCAAAAUGGCUGCGCAGUCAAUAAAGAGGCAACAUAAUCGCUAUUUAAAACCCUAUAAAGGCUACGUAUUUAUGUAGAACUAUUCAGUUACUCUUCAUUUUAAGGAAUUCAUUGAAUGUUCAACCGUAACAAACUGCAAGUCUUGAUGCUCAACCAAGCAGGCAUAAACAAGGAAAAGUCCAAGGAAUUGUACACGUUUGGAGACAUUUCUCUGGGAGGUUUGACUCUGCUGAGUCUCCUCACUGUGCAGCAGCACCAUGGCAGCUAUGAGACCCAGCGAUGGAAGUCCAGCAGGACCCGGCGGAACCGGACUGCGGGCGUAUGUCUCCGACACGCAUGACGCAAUCAGGCCGCCCGACGUGCAGCAGCACCCUGUGAUGUACACGCAGAACUGUGUCCAAGAUCCAUUUGCGGAGAGAGGCGUUCACAAGAACAACGCGUCGGUUCCUUUGCACGGUGAAGGCUGGAACAACCUGCGAACGAGGACCCUAGCGGCGGACCAAUCAGCUAGCGGAGAACCCCCGUACAGUAUGCGCAGCCCAGAGUCCGUGGAGAUGGAUGAAAUCAUGGCCGCCAUGGUCCUAACCAGUCUGUCCUGUAACCCCGUGGUCCAGAGUCCCCCACAGACCGAAACUGCAACAGCGGGCUGCUCAUCAUCAGCCGACAUGGAGUGCGGCGGAGGCGAGCUGUCCGACAGCGGCAGCAGCGGCUACUGGAGCUGGGAUCACGGCAACGUGAGCCCGGCCCCUUCGCCGUCCGUCCCCGAGAUGGACAACAGCCCGGACGAGGGCUUGAACAUGGAGUUAGAACAAGGGGAGGAGCUUCAUGCCAAAAAGCCAAAGAGCUCUUUCAAAGGCUUGUACAAGUGUCUGUGGCCCAGUUGCGGCAAGGUGCUCACGUCUUCGGUCGGAAUCAAACGACACAUCCGCGUGCUGCAUCUGGGCAGCGGGUCGGAUCAGUCCCAGAGAGAAGAGGACUUUUACUACGCCAAGAUCUCCUGCGAGACGGUGGACGCCAAUGUUGCACUACUUCCUUCCCAGCCGGCUCCGGGCCAAACGUCCCCUCUCAGCUGGGCCCCGGCCCCGUGCGCUUCUCCGCCCGCUCUGGGGGUUCAGAUCCCGCCUGCUCACAGGCCCAGGUCCAACUCCAGCUCCGGCCCUGGGGCAAGCAGGCCCAGUCCGCUCAGCCAGUCUGCCCCCAGCAGCUUCUGGCAGAUUCACACAGAGCAUCUCUAUCAGGCCUGCAGCCCCGUCCAAACCGGUCCACCGGUGGCCCCGAGAAGUCCAGGGUGCCACGGUUUGACCACCCCCACCUCGGUUGCAAGCCACAGUAACGCUCCAAUGGCGAAACCUCGCUGCCGCUCUGUCAGUGUUGGAGAACAGUGGCUCCAACAGAACCGGCUCCAGACGAUGAGCGCGGCGUCGCCGUCCCGCGCCCACUGCUCCUUCAGGAAAGGGCGGGGGGAAGCCAAAAAGUGUCGGAAGGUGUACGGGGUGGAGCGUAAGGAUCAAUGGUGCACCGCCUGCCGCUGGAAAAAAGCCUGCCAGCGUUUCCCCGACUAAAGAAGGGGAAACCAGCGUAUAUAUACUUCUAUAUCUAUAGCGUAUAUAUACUUCUAUACAUAGCUUAUAUACAGUUGUGUCCAAACGUUUACACCCCCCCUGCAGAAUUUAAGAAUUUUUUUGUUACUUUUCGCAGAAAAUAUGAAUGAUAAAAUAUGGUUAGUAGUUGUGUGAAGACAUUUAUUGAAAAAAAUAUAUAUUUUGUAAAUUUGGCAUUUUUUUUACUGGCCUUCAACACAUUCUAAAAAAUUUUUUUUAAUUAUAUUAAGUAAAAAAAACAAGGACAAUUAAUAAAACAACAGCAAAAAAUUAAAAUAAUAAAAAAAAAACAUAAUCUUUUUUUAGGCCUCAACAUUCUAAAAAAUAAAUCAGAUUUUUUUGUUCCUUUUCGCAGAAAAUAUGAAUGAUAAAACAUGGUUAGUGGUUGUUUUAGUGGUUGUUUCCAGGGCUGCACGGUGGGGGAAUGUUUAGCACGCAGGCCUUACAGCUAGGAGACCCAAGUUCGAUUCCACCCUCAGAUAUCUCUGUGUGGAGUUUCCAUGUUCUCGCUGUGCAUGCGUGGGUUUUCUCCUGGGUACUGGGUAAUCAAUGAAUGAAAAUAAAUAUGAUUUAAUUCAAUCGAAUAAAACCAAAAUAAACUAAAAUAAGCUAAAAAUAAACUAUGAAAAAUGAACUGUUAUUAUUCAUAUUUUCUGAGAAAAAAACUAAAAAAAAAUCUUAAAUUCUGCAGAGCGAGGGUGUAAAUAUCUGGUCCCAACUGUAUACUGUAUAUACAUAACAGCCAUUGACAAACCAAUGUGUUCCUUUUACUGUUUCUUUUGAAUGCUCAUUCUGAUAAAACUGCAUUUUUUUUUAUAUCUGGCGGCGGGGACAGAUGAGACAAUUUGCCAGUUUUUUUUUUUCCCCUUCCCUGGAAGACAAAUGGAAAUUUGUGACCUGUCAGUCUCCCAUGGUGCUCACUGUUUGACUGACUUUGAUGAUGUGUACUUUAUACUUUAUCCAAAGGUAGUAGAUACUGUACAGUAUUACUGCUUAGACGCCUCCCAGUGGUUUAUCAUGUGUAUUAUAUCGUGUGCUUUCAAGCUAACGUAUGAGUAUUUUGUACCUUUUUUAAUGUCUCGUUAAGCCUGAGUGUUUUUUUUUUUUUUAAUUUUUCAUGUUUUUCGGCACUUUGAUGGAUUAUAAAUUCACAGAAAUAAGCUACAUAACAGGAUUUCUUCCAUAAAAUGGAUUUUCUUCCAAGUGUUUGUAUCAGCAAUAAAGACAAAAGAAGAAAUGCAGUAUAUUGUCACACAAUUAAAACAAAACACUGAGAAUUUCACAACUUUUUUUUUCUCUUUUCUGUACGACACUCCACAAAAAAAAUAAGCAAACUAUUUUAUUCUGGGUUUUUUUUUUCGCUAUACACAUUUUUUUAAUGAAUACUUACAACAAAUGGUUUAAUGUUAAAAAUGUCAGCCACAGACUUCCGCUAUUUGAAGCGGAUGUUGACAGAAAUACUCACAUGCACGUGCACCUUCUCACGCGCACAUACACACACACACACUGUACAUACAUUAUACAUUAUUAUCUGCGGUCGAACCUAUUAAGAUGCAAAAACAAAGACUGGGGCUGCUAGUGAAGGAAAAAAAACGUUUUUCUUUAUAAGAACCAUAAUAACAUUGUGCUAAUCAUUUUUAAAAAUGUGUAAUUUAGUUCAAAUGCUUGCUAAUUACGCUGAAGC
Doryrhamphus excisus (bluestripe pipefish) is the source of this 3787-nucleotide messenger RNA. RefSeq names its product zinc finger protein 395b (gene znf395b). The record is from RefSeq and is a predicted model, not a curated record. Lineage: Eukaryota; Metazoa; Chordata; Actinopteri; Syngnathiformes; Syngnathidae. Gene Ontology annotation, biological process: regulation of transcription by RNA polymerase II. Gene Ontology annotation, molecular function: RNA polymerase II cis-regulatory region sequence-specific DNA binding; DNA-binding transcription factor activity. Gene Ontology annotation, cellular component: nucleus.